AUGGUGAAUACCGCCGCUCGCAUGCGUGUAGCCGAGGAGGAGCUGGCGGGAUGGGUACACGUUACAAAUCAGCUCUUGCUCGAUAAUAUGCAGAGCACCAUCACCGGUGUGGAGGAGCCGUCACACCGCGUUCUGAUACAGGAGGAGUACGCGGCUGAGCUUGCGGCUCUCCUGAACGCCCACAUCACGUUCGUCACCUCUUCGCUCAUCGCUGCAGCAGCGGAAGCCGAAGUGGCAUCAGCUUCAAAAGUUUCGGAGGAAGAAAGGCGUGAGAUGGGCCGACGCGUCGCGAAGGAGGAAGCCGUUGUGGAGCUCCAGAAACUCAGAGAGAGGAAAACCGCACUGGAGCGAGAGAUUGUGGCGCUCUGCGAGGAGAAGCAACGGGUGAAGGAGGCCAUAGAUGUUGCGCACGCUGAUGCUGAUGCGAUGCGUAGAAACGCGGCGCAUGAGCAGCAGUUGCUGGAGGCGGCGCUCCAUCAGCUGGGCCAGGAGAGGGAGAGACGGCGCACUGAGCAGAAGGAGGAGAUGGACGGUGCGCGAAGGCAACUCCUGCAGCUACGGGAGGAGCGUACAGUGGAGGAAGAACGGCUGCAGAGGGCUUGUCAGCGAUUGAAGCUACUUGCUGACGUUACUGCGCAGCAUCGCGUCGGUGAUAUAUUCGAGUUGCGUGCACACGAGGAACCAGAAGACCGCAUUCGUUGCCUCCUCGACGGUGUCGCUGCGUAUGCUGAGGGUGCGCAGCAGACCCAACGCGAACUGCAGGAAGAAGUGGCGGCGCUACAAGAGCAGAUAGCAGCCCACUCGCAGGCGGAUACUCAUAACGAUACGCCAACUCUAUACCGGCGCAUUGUACCCGCCCCGCCGGCUAACCCAGUCGCGACCACGCUGCUGAGCGUGCGCGACCAAGCGCGCGAGAUGCGACCAGUAACGGGAAACACGCCAUGUGGAAUCGUUCACACCCCGAUACUGCGGCAGCACAAGCACCAGCACCAGCAGCGACAGUGCCUUGGUGGUGUUAAUGCGGAACACACUGAAGGCACCGUGACGCCGUCACGGUCACCACCGUCUCUGCGGUGGCAAACGCCGCGGGCUUGCAUGGCGGAAGGGGUGCCUUCCGCGGCGCUUGCGUGGAAGGAGCGAAUGGUUAUGCUGACGGCGGAGGUUGCGCAGCUCCGCCGCGAGAUUGGAAAUUAG
Trypanosoma grayi is the source of this 1194-nucleotide messenger RNA. RefSeq lists its product as hypothetical. Bases 1 to 1194 code for a protein of 397 amino acids. The transcript has a single exon. NCBI's taxonomy places the organism in Eukaryota, Euglenozoa, Kinetoplastea, Trypanosomatida, Trypanosomatidae. The record is from RefSeq and is a predicted model, not a curated record.